AUGCCGCGCGCUGCGCCAAGAGCUGGCGAGAGAGACGCCCUUUCAUUGCGUGCAGGCAAGACCCCCGUGUCAAUUCGUAUUGUGCCGACGUUACUGCAGAUGAAGCCUCUCCUGCCGCAGUAUGCAUUGCAGCACGAACUGGAACUGCGACGUCAACACCGCGCCGAAAGGGACGGCAGGAUUACUGUAGACCGCAGGUUUGCCAUCCCGCUCCGCUUUCGCGAUGUACGUCUGGAGCGACGUCUCCCUGCCAAAGUGGGCGGACGAAAAUUUCUUGGGGUGCGGUUUCUUCCCGUCACGUGGAACCUGCAAAAUGCUUGUCAGCUGCGUUUUGUCGAUCUGACUUUCGCGAACAGUUGUUUCUCCUUCGUCUAA
Molecule: messenger RNA, 375 nt
Organism: Trypanosoma conorhini
Lineage: Eukaryota; Euglenozoa; Kinetoplastea; Trypanosomatida; Trypanosomatidae
Exons: 1
Coding region: 1-375 (124 amino acids)
Source: RefSeq, a predicted model, not a curated record